AUGUCUCUACAUCAAGUGGGAGGGAAAGUGCACAACAAUAAAUACCGCUACAUGAUAACCACAUGUCUUCUGGUAUUAUUCUUUUUUGCCCAAAUAUCUAAGGGCGCUGCUGUUUGGAAUCAGGCCACGCUUGUCCUGCACCAGACUUCAUGGGGCGGGCCCUGGCAAGGCAAGGCAAGGCAAGCAAUGGUGCAUUUCAGGUCCCGCCACACUGCCUCACCCAAUGUUUCACCACGGUCAAAACAAAACACCCCGUACCUGUAA
Colletotrichum lupini is the source of this 264-nucleotide messenger RNA. RefSeq lists its product as uncharacterized. The record is from RefSeq and is a predicted model, not a curated record. The transcript has 4 exons. NCBI's taxonomy places the organism in Eukaryota, Fungi, Ascomycota, Sordariomycetes, Glomerellales, Glomerellaceae. The coding region runs from base 1 to 264 and encodes 87 amino acids.